Messenger RNA from Opisthocomus hoazin, 285 nucleotides. The record is from RefSeq and is a predicted model, not a curated record. NCBI's taxonomy places the organism in Eukaryota, Metazoa, Chordata, Aves, Opisthocomiformes, Opisthocomidae.
CUGGAGAUGAAGCACCUGCCCGGCGCUGACCCUGAGCUUGUGCUCCUCAGCCACCGCUACGAGGAGCUGGAGAGAAUCCCCCUGAGUGACAUGACCCGGGAGGAGAUCAACCAGCUGGUGCAGGAGCUGGGCUUCUACCGCAAGGAGACGCCGGAUGCCCCCGUGCCUGAGGAGUUCCAGUUUGCCCCUGCCAGGCCUCUGCCCACCCUGCCAUUCCACCAAGCUCCCACCGCUGAUGGCAAGAACCCUCCCAAACAUGACGAAGGAGAACACCCAGACCUCUAG